Sinocyclocheilus rhinocerous is the source of this 3086-nucleotide messenger RNA. RefSeq names its product DEP domain-containing protein 1A-like. Lineage: Eukaryota; Metazoa; Chordata; Actinopteri; Cypriniformes; Cyprinidae. The record is from RefSeq and is a predicted model, not a curated record. Bases 186 to 2240 code for a protein of 684 amino acids. Gene Ontology annotation, biological process: intracellular signal transduction. The transcript is spliced from 10 exons.
GUAAUUUUAAACGGGUGUGUGAAUCGAAACAUCCUCGGGUUGUCUAUUUACACAGCCAGCGAAAAUUCAAUGUGCGAGUUCACCUAUUCAUAUAUUCGGUAAUCUUAUUGAAUAUAGCCUAUGGAUGCAUUCAACAAAUCAAAAAUAAACUUACGUAUAUGUAGGAACACAUCGCGAUCUUUUCAAUGAGUUCUCACAUCGUCACCCCAGGUCCAUACAGGGCCACUAAACUGUGGAAUGAAGUAACCAAGCUUUUCCGGGCUGGGAUGCCUUUGAAGAAGCACCGGCAGCACUUCAGAGUUUACAUGAACUGCUUCACUGCAUCAGCAGCUGUGGACUGGUUACAUGAACUCCUGAAGAACAACAGCAAUUUUGGACCCGAGGUCACCAGACAUCAGACAAUCCAGCUGCUGAAAAAGUUCUUGAAGAACCAUGUUAUUGAAGAUGUGAAAGGUAGAUGGGGCAUGGAAGACCUGGAGGACAACAGUCAGCUGUACAGGUUUCCAUCAACAUCUCCGCUGAAGCCCAUUCCUAACCGUGCCCCUGUUUUGAGGAAAAAAAGCAUAUCUAUGAUGGACAGGGAGAGUUUCUUCAAAUUCAGGAGCUCGAAGAAAUUUGACAAAGAAAUAUUGGAAAAUGUGGAUCCAGAAACACAAGAAUCUGCUAUAGGAUCAUCCUCAGGUGAGACGGAGCACUGCAGGGAGCUCACAGAGGACGACAUUCAAGUCAUCUGGAAGAAUGUCACACUUACGCAUCACUUACAAUUAACCAAAACCCCAAAUGUGAACGCUGCCAACCUGUUCAAAUCGACCGAAUGCCUCCUGCUGAGCUUAAUAAGAAAAGAGGCCUUCGAUGAAGCCGAUUCGCCCAUGAGGGAAGUUUUCAGUUCAAAAGCAGAGACUAAGUUAGAAACCCAUAGAGCACAGCAGCCUGUUUUUAGAGGUAGAAGGGCCAGUGAUGGAGACCGGCUGGGCGGUAGCUAUCUAGAAAUUCCUCUGGCUCACAAAACAGAAGUCCCAUAUGGCAGGCUUCGGUCAAGAAGUUGCUCUUUGGAGGGAAUUGUUGAUAACCGUUCAAAGAACAGACUUCUCAGAUUAUCUGAAAGCCUACAGUCCUGCAGCAGUGAUAAAUCAUCCUCUCAAACAGAUUCUCCAGUAGACCCAAACCUCAAAUUUGAGCUACAAGGUUCCUUAGUGUCCAUAAACUCUUGUAUUCAAACUUCCAGCAACAACACAAGCACCCAACUCCCUUCCGAUCUUCGCCGAACCAACCAGAGACCCUCCAGGGCCCGGCCUAGAAGCAUCGGUAACUUGUUUGACAUAAAGGAGAAUAGAGAAAUGUCUGCUAGCAGCUUUAGCAUCCACGCUCCUGUGGCUGAAAUUACCAUGAGACCAGAUUCCACAUCCAGCAUUGGCCUUCGAGGUCCUGGUUUGCUCAGUUUGCAUGGAAGUUGCAUGGACAUUAGGGCAGGUCCAAGCUUUAGCAGACGCUGUCAGAGCUCUCUGGACCUGAGCAAACCUGCACUCACUCGGCCCCCUUCGGCCCCAUUAGCACGCCACCCUGAGCAAAGUUUAUUGCAGCCGUCACUGGAGCGGGUGGCCGUCGAGGCCCUGCAGCUCUGCACGUUACUCCUGCCACCAGCCAGCCGCCGCAAACUACAGCUACUUCUGCGAAUGAUCUCGCGCAUGAGCCAGAACGUGGACAUGCCGCGGCUGCAUGAUGUCAUUGGAACAAGGACAGUGUUGGUGCAGACGUUCUCUAGGUGUGUGUUGAGCUGUGAGGAGGUGGAUGAUCUGGACGAGCUCUUGGCUACAAGGCUGUUAUCGUUUCUCAUGGAUCACCAUCAGGAGGUCCUGGAGGUGCCUGUGUACCUGCGUAAUGCUGUGGAAGAUCACAUCAGUUAUCUCAAAUCACUGACCACAUUCCGAGGCUCCGGUGUUGCCAUGCCGACAUACUCAUUCUGCAGGCAGAUCAGCACUCAGGAGUUUGAAGAGCAGAAACUCUCUGUGUCCCAGACUGCUCUUGCUGACCUACUGGAGAGUCUCAUAAAGGACAAGAGCAUGUCUGUGAAAGAGAAGAAAAAGAAGCUAAAACUGUUUCAGAAGGAACAUCCUGACAUCUACUCGAGACGUUUUCCUACAACAGAGAGUGAAGCUCAGCUUUUUGCAGAUAAACCAAAGAUAAAACCGCCAAUGCUGUUAAGCAUCAAGAAAGCCAAAACCUUCGGUAUUCGAAACUGAAUACCUCUUAAAAUGCUCAUGUGUGAAUGAUAUUUUGGGAGCCUGGGUGAGUUUAAAGACCUUUAGUUGAUCUGUUGCAGUAAAAGGGCUGACAUUGGAACGCAUCAGUAUAAUCUGAACUGUACCUUUUGUUGAAGUGUUUUUUUUUUUUCUUGUUUCUUGUGGUAUUUCUCUCUAGUGAAGUGACUUUUAUUUCAGUUUCAAUACAGAUGUCUAUUUUAAUGUUAUUUAUUUAAGGUGUAUGAUUUACUGUAAGUUAUUGGGAGCUUUUAGAUAUUCAGUGUCAUAAUAACUGCAAAAAAAUCAGAGGACCCUCAGCAAAUAUUAUGCAAAUAGGCUUAACAUGCUGUUUACAUGGAGUCGUCUUGAAAUAAAAUGAAGAUUUUAUUUUUAGUCUUGUAACAUUGUUUAUGUUUCAGUUUUUAGUCCCUUGUUUUUCUGUGAUCACCUUUUUGUGUGUCAUCUUCAGGUGUCUUCACUAUUAAAGACAAAUAUAUAGGUUUUAUGUGUAAUGUGGGAGUUUCCUGGCUACGAAGCUAGUAUGGGUUAAUUUGCACUGUUUUUUCAUCUCAAAUGUGCUAAUGUUGUCAUUUCUUAUGAUGUACAUAUUUUCUUUCUAGUCAUUAUUGUCUAUUCAUUGCUUAUGUUCUUCUUUGUUUUAUCAUCUUGCACUCAGUCAUUGUGCCGAUUCAGUGGCUUGUAUUUUAAGAAUGAAAGACUAAACUUGGGCAAUGAUUGAUUUAUGGUUUUACUGUAUCGUUAAUGAGCAUAAGUGAGCCAAAUCCAUUACGUUUUAUGUUUUUUAUUACUUUAUUGUAUCACCAUAAAUACUUAUACUGUUUCUGA